AUGCAGAUCCACGGAGGCAAAAAAACGGCGGCGGUUGAGUUGAGAGAGCUCGACGGCGGCGGAAAGCAGGUUUUUCGGCGAGACAAAAAGCUGAAGAAAGAAGCCGAAGAACGGACCUGGAUCUUUAAGGAGAGCUCAAUGCAGAUCUGCGGAGGCAAAGAAACGGCGGCGAUUGAGUUGAGAGAGCUCGACGGUGACGGAAACCUUGUUUUUCGGCGAGAGCUCAAUGUCGACGCGAUUCUAAGUGUCGUUCUCGUUCCUCUCUCCCUGAUUUCUUUUAUUUUUAAUAAAUGA
Arabis nemorensis is the source of this 294-nucleotide messenger RNA. The record is from the annotation of a GenBank genome assembly. Lineage: Eukaryota; Viridiplantae; Streptophyta; Magnoliopsida; Brassicales; Brassicaceae.